Molecule: messenger RNA, 2411 nt
Organism: Capra hircus (goat)
Lineage: Eukaryota; Metazoa; Chordata; Mammalia; Artiodactyla; Bovidae
Gene: CLN6
Product: ceroid-lipofuscinosis, neuronal 6, late infantile, variant
Exons: 7
Coding region: 54-1073 (339 amino acids)
Source: RefSeq, a predicted model, not a curated record
GCCGCUGGGCCGGCGCUCUCCCUCUCGCCCGCCCCAGCCCGCCCCCGCGCUGGAUGUUCGCUUUCGCAGCCUUCGGCCAGCGGAACCUGUUUACAGCUACCGGCAGCGGGGCGAAGGGCCUGGCCGGAAGGUUAGCCAUGGAGGCGGCGGCGCGGAGGCGGCACCCGGGAGCGGCGGGCGGCUCCGGCGCGCAGCCGGGCGCCUCCUUCCUGCAGGCCAGGCACAGCUCCGUCAAGGCUGACGAGGCUGCUGGCACGGCUCCCUUCCACCUUGACCUCUGGUUCUACUUCACUCUGCAGAACUGGGUUCUGGACUUUGGCCGCCCCAUAGCCAUGCUGGUGUUCCCUCUCGAGUGGUUUCCGCUCAACAAGCCCAGCGUGGGGGACUACUUCCACAUGGCCUACAACAUCAUCACGCCCUUCCUCCUGCUCAAGCUCAUCGAGCGGUGCCCCCGCACCUUGCCACGCUCCCUGAUCUACGUUAGCAUCAUCACCUUCAUCAUGGGGGCCAGCAUCCACCUGGUGGGCGACUCAGUGAACCACCGCCUGAUCUUCAGUGGCUACCAGAACCAUCUGUCGGUCCGUGAGAACCCCAUCAUCAAGAAUCUCAAGCCAGAGACGCUGAUCGACUCCUUUGAGCUGCUCUACUACUACGAUGAGUACCUGGGCCACUCCAUGUGGUACAUCCCCUUCUUCCUUAUCCUGUUCAUGUACUUCAGCGGCUGCUUUACUCCCACCAAAGCUGAGAGCUCAAUGCCAGGGGCAGCCCUGCUCCUGGUGGUGCCCAGCGGCCUGUACUACUGGUACCUGGUCACCGAGGGCCAGAUCUUCAUCCUCUUCAUCUUCACCUCCUUUGCCAUGCUGGCCCUCGUCCUGCACCAGAAGCGGAAGCGCCUCUUCCUCGACAGCAACGGCCUCUUCCUCUUCUACUCCUUCGCCCUCGCCCUCCUGCUCGUGGCGCUCUGGGUCGCCUGGCUGUGGAAUGACCCCGUCCUCAGGAAGAAGUACCCGGGCGUCAUCUAUGUCCCCGAGCCCUGGGCCUUCUACACCCUCCACGUCAGCAGCCAAUACUGAGUCCUGGGCAGAGGCCUCUGGUGCUCUGUGGGUGGGAGAUGGAUGGUUGAGAGUGAGUGUUGGGAGUGUGUGUGUGUGUGUGUGCACCCACUGGGGAUGGACGGCCAAAGGUGUCUGAGUGUGCAGAGUGUGUGUGUGUGCGCACCCACUGGGGAUGGACGGCCGAAGGUGUCUGAGUGUGCGGAGUGUGUGCAUGUGUGCACCCGCGUGUGUAGCCCACAGCUGAGAGUGUGGGUGAGAGUAUGCCUGGUGCCUGUGGAUAGGGGGUGGGGUGAGGGUGGGGUGUGUUUGUGUGUGUGUGUGUGUGUGUGGUUAAGUUUCCAUUCGGUUUAGCUUUUUUUCGUGAUGGGAUAUAGUCUGAGGCAGUGUGUCCAGACCAAGAGCUGGGCCCAGCCUUCCCAUGCACGCUGGAGUCGGGCCUUCUCACUCUCACUGCCCAGGGCUGUCUCUUCCUCCUGGGUGUCUCCUGGUAGCCGCAGGGGAGAGGCCUGGGUGGGGCAGAGGUCGGGAGGGAACUUAGCCUGUCCCCUACCACCCGGCUCACCCCUCAGACCACCUGACCCUGAGGCCAGGCCGCAGGGGUUCCGUGAACCUGCUGUGUACUCAUUUGCAAUGCACCCCCUUCCCUGGGCCACGUUUGCAGCAGACGGGCCGACGGGUCCCAAGUCAGCUGUGGACUGGUUGCCGUCUCCUCUCAGGGCAGCCUUGGGAGGGGUGAAUGGUUCCUCCUUGUCCCUGCCUUCUUCGACCCUGGGAGGGGUAUGUGCACCCAUAUCCUCACCCCACUGCAGGCUGCGUGGGGUGGGGAGCCAGAGCCAGCCGUCCCCCAACUGCCGGCCUGAUCUUGGGGUCUGGCAGUGGUCAUUCCCAGCCACCUUCCUCUCCCGGGAAUUCAGUCUCUGUCCCGCCUUCAGGAUCGUGGCACCUGCUUCGUUUACCUGCCCAAGGUUUCUGAGCGGCCGCUGAAGGCAGAGUUCUCAGGUAGUUGCGCUCACUAGAGGCAGACAUCGUGGGGCUCUCGUCAGCGUCUCAGCCUGAAUCCACACCUGCCACCAGCGGCCCUGCUCCCAGGAAAGGGGGCCUUGUUCUGGCAAGACGCCCCCCACCCCAGCACCAGGGCCAGGCACACAGCCUCGCUUCCUGGCAUUGCUGGCCUGCAUGCUUGCGAGGGGCUCAGGGGGACUACCUCGCCUUCCCUGCCCUCCUAUCCUCUCCUGUGCUCCCAGGGACUCUGCCUCAAAUCCUCCUUUCAUGUAGGGGUCCCCCAGCCCCGGUCAGUCCCUGUCAGCUGGCAGCAUCAGGGGUGAGCAGUGUGAAUAAAGGCAGUGUGGAGCCAAG